Molecule: messenger RNA, 5158 nt
Organism: Electrophorus electricus (electric eel)
Lineage: Eukaryota; Metazoa; Chordata; Actinopteri; Gymnotiformes; Gymnotidae
Gene: mtcl3a
Product: MTCL family member 3a
Source: RefSeq, a predicted model, not a curated record
AACUACACUUAUACCUUCAAUUGCUUAACCUAAUCACUAAGUACAUAAUACAUAAUAAUGUAUAUAUUAAGAUUAAGAUGCCUUUAUUUUAAUUACAACGAAAUUAGGAGUGCAACUCCAGUUCAGAGCAAUAUAACACAACUAACAAAUUUAAGACAUUCAAACACGAUUAUUGCACUUAUAUUCUUUGGACAUGACAUUAAUUCGCAGAUUUUAGAACUAAUCUUUAUCCAUGCUUGGUGCUUUUACUUAAUGAAUGCCUGUCAAAAAACCGUUUCAUGAACAGCAAUAAAAUCUAGGAUAAACGCAUUUUUUCAGAAGCUCAAAGGAACACAGCUAUCUUGUAGUCGAUUCUGAAGAAUGUCCUGUAAAUUGAGGGAUUUAUCUUAAACUCCAAUGGCCAUAUGUUUUGGGGCGGGAGGAGUGUGCGUCGAGACAACCUCUGGAUAGUCACGUCAUAUAGGCUAUUAUAACCAGCUGUGAGAAAGACACGCAGAAACUCGCCAGCAGAAGCGCUACAAUUCGAGGGGUAAAAUAAGGUUUGAACUGGAAUUUCAUUAUUGUCUCAAUUAGCGUUUUUGUUUCCGUUAAUUUUAAAUCAACUUUCAACUUUUCUGGUUCUACAAAGAAUGCAGACUGAGCCAAGGUAAGGUCAAUUUUGAAAAAUUUGCUUUAAAUAUGGUUAGCUAGCGGACUACACUAAUAACGUAUAGCUAAGUUAUGCAGUAGUAAAUAAAAGAGGGCUGUGUUUAUCCGAGAAGGCAGAAGGCUUGCAAGUUAGCACAAGAAUCAAUCAGCUGCCGUCCAUUAACCUGUUUCGCUAGCAUCUUGUCAUUGUGGUCUAUAGCCUUUGUAAUGAUGUUUUCAACCAGUAUUGCCAUUGCUGACGCUAAUUAUGAGCUUGGUAGUUUCCAUAGUUUAACUAUGGCACACUUCAGAUAAAUUUUGCUCGGUCUUGUAGAUGGGUGGGCUGCGUCCGAUAGCUACAGGGAGUAAAAAUAAACCCAAACUCUUACAUCAGUGGAGCUAAGAGUAUUUUGAGCUCUUGACCCCUGUCUGCCGGUGUCAUUUUCUGUUCGGCGAAUGGAUUAAUCGCUGGCGUUACCAGCAAGUUAGCGGAAAGGGGAAAUAAUGUAGCUUGUUAAAGACUGACUGAGCAACGCAUGCUUUGCAAUAGUACAAGUUGUGAGUGUAUUUAGUACAAACGUGUAGCAUGAUAAGAAUGACAGCCUGACCUUGUCGUUGUUGCUGCGGUGAUAUGGAAAGAACAAACGCACGCAGAGCGCUGCUCGAGCCGCGGAGAUGGAGCCGGAGUCGGGGAAAAUGUCUGGUUUCGGGAAAUUUGUUAGUUUCAAAUAAGGACUACACCGGCAUACAAGUCGAAACAAGUCUGCCAUUGCGUAUUUAGAGUGAUGGAAAAGAUGUGGAAUGCGUUUGGAAAUGGGUCAGGGUUACACGGUGGCGGCGGCUGUGUAAGCAAGGCACAAGGCUGGGAAUUUAUCCCUUCGUCCAGGCUGGAGAUGGAAGGAGGCGGGAAACGGAGCCAGAGUGCAAUACGCGUUCUGUCGUCUCCAGCCUCUGUAGGUCAUUCUUUCGAGCAGUCUUUACCUGGACCUACAGCUUCUCCAUCCGAUGGAGCUCGUGGGCAGAUUCCGUGGCUAGAGCUGCAGUCCCAUCACUCACGACUGAAAAAGAGGUUUGAAGAGUUAAAGAAGCGCCAUGGGCAAGAAAGGGAUGGAUGGAUGAGGCAGAAGGAAAUUCUUUUGAGAGAAGUGGCUGACAUACAAGGGGGAGAGAACCGACGCAUAUUGCUGGAUCUAAAGACAUUGUUAGAAGAGGUUCAAGUGGACAUGAAACGGGAAGAGAGUAAACGCAGCGAGCUUCAGUUGCAGUACACAAAGGACCGGUGCGCGUGGGAGCUAGAAAGAGCCGAGUUAAAAUAUCGAAUUGCACAGUUGGAGGCCAAAGGACAUAACACAGAGGUAGGAACGGUGAGGAACACUGAGACUGGAGAUACACUAAGGGAGCAAGAGGAGCAGAGGAGGCUGCUGGCAGACACCCAUACUGCAGCAAUGGACCUGCGCUGCUGGCUGGAGCACAGCGAAAGGGGCUGGGCGAGGGAAAAAUCCGAGCUGCUGGAGCGCUUCGACUCAGAGAGGAAGGAGUGGGAGAGCCAGCUCAGGGACAUGCAGCGCAAAAUCGAGGAGCUGUAUAAUGAAGUGAAGGCCCAUCGAGAGAGAAAUAGUGCUGGACCACACACCAAUACAGAAAGUAAUGCCACAAGACUCAGCUCAUGUUCUGCCAGCACUGUGUCCAGUGUUCUAACUGAGCCCUCAGAUGCUCACAGCAGCAGCUACUCUGAGCCUCUCACCCCGCACAGUCAUAACAGCGCUGACUACACUCAUAACUGCAGUGAACCUGCUGACCUGUACUGCCAAGAGCAAAGUGGCCCAUCAAACCAGGGCAGCUACAGGAAGUAUGAGCAUAGGGAAAUCGAAGCCAUUAAUACUGCAGAACUGGUGGGCAUUUUGCCUGGAUGUAUGGGUGAAGGACUCGGGAACAAGUCCACUGUCUCUACUGGACAAGAGGAUCCUCUCAGCCCCUCCCGAGGAUUUCAGAGCAUGGACAUCAGAUGGGCAAGUGAUAAAAAGAAAAACACAAUGGCUCUCAAUGCUGCUCUUAAAGAAAUAGCUAGGGUAAGUGAGGAACUGUGCAGCUACCAGGAUGAGAUCAGAAGGAGGUCUGAUGUUAAGAGAAGCUGCACUGAGUCAACAUUCUUUCAGGAAGAGGUUGACAUGGCUAAGAAAGAUGUGUCAGAGACAAGUGACAGGGAUUUCAACUUGAAUGAGUGGUGCAAAAAUCUUCAAGUCCUGGACAAGCAGGAACAGGUCAACUGGGAGUGUAUUAAAAAGGAAUCAACUAGUCCUGAAAGUGAUUCUAAGCCACCAGUGAAGAAAAGACAAGCCCCUCCCAUCCCCGUUCGGAGCACAUCUUGGUACCUGAACAGAACUUCUGUCACAGAAACAGAGCCCAGUGCAACAGAAUCUGACAGAAGGUGUCAAAGUCCUUGCAUUCACAGAAAGUGCAGCAGCCCCUCCAUAGUUCGAAAAUUUGAGGCAAUGUUACAAGAGAAUGAGGGAAAAAUUCUGACAGACUCUGGGAUUGUCUCCUGCUCAGUGCCUCCUGAUUCCAAGUGCAAUAUCAGCUGCUGCCAGAGCCAAUGGUCCUGUGAUGGAAGCAGGUUUGGCAGCAGCAAGUCCUCCACAUAUGUGCCUGUCCAAAAAUGCCUCUCAGAUGUAAACAUCCUGGCUUCUGGAGCUGGGUACAGUCAAAACCAAAUGGAUGCAGUGAAUAAACAAAACCUGAAGGCACAGCUUGAUUUCAUGGAUUCACUACACAAGGGCAUGGCUACUGACUCACUAACAAAGUCUCUAGACAUUACCUCACCUUACAUCAGUACCAAAGUCUCUCAGAGAAACGAGAUGCUAGAACGAAAGACGGCUGAGUUUAACCGAAUGCUCUUUCAAGCAGGCAUGGGUGUUCAGUGCAAUAAGGACAGUUCCAGCUGUGUGGAUAUGCACUGCACAUUUGAUAAUACCACUGCCAUUCCAUCACCGUGUCUUGAGGACAAUUCAAGAGAUGCGCUAUCUGAUCUUAUGGUACAGUAUCCAGAGCGCAAAUUCACUGAGACUGCUCCUCAGAUUUCACCACAGUUAAAGAGCCAAACAAAAGAGUCCAAGUUUCCACCUCAGCAGUCAGAUAACAAACUGAAGAAGGUAACUGCUGACCUACAGCCUCCAGCUGUGAAGUAUGAGGACCCAAACCUUAAAUGCCUGUCAGUGCACACACAAGACAAGGAACUAAAACCUCUGUGCCUGGAGCACAGGGCAUCUUCCAUCACACAUUUUGAUCCCAGAAUGCAAAUAGAGCAAAUGGAUUUAGAUAUAUGCCCACCACAACUAAAGACAGAGAAGUCCAGUAAAGCAAAGUCUGCUGGUUCAGAUCAACACUCUGCUGACACAAAGUCUAAAGAAACUGAACGUGCAAGACAGAAUACAUCUAACACCAAGUGCAGAGUUUUAGAUGAAAGUCCUUGGAAACCUACAACUCUGGCAGCCUAUCCUCGACCAGUAGAUUCCCGGUCCAACUAUGGAGCAGUAGAACGGAUUUUGAAGAGUUAUGAAAAUUUGGGACAAUCCCAGCAAGACAAGCAGUUACAGCAGAGUCCAGGGAGGGAGGAGGACUUCAUAGAGCUCCUAGAUAUGCUGGAAACCCAGCACCAGUCUAGAUCCAGUAACACACAUACACCUCAGCACCAGGCUUUAGGUCACAAAGAGACACAUGUAAAGGUGAAGCAAAGCAAAGAAUCCACAGUAAUCAUCAAGAAGGGUUUCUCACGACCAGCUUGUCCUGCAAAAAGACGUCUACCCUCACGCUGGGCUAACCACUCUUCUUCCACAUCUUCUACAUCAUCUCACUCUCCUUCACCAACAACACUAGCAACAGAUUCCACCCCACAGCAAACGUUCACCUACUCUACCUUUGACACUGAGACAGUCAUCAUGUGAGAGUGGGAAACUACAGUUUUAAUUAAAGAGUUAACAGAAGCAGGCUAACAGACCAUACUAUUUUAGAGGAAUAUUGAAUCAUCUCCUACUUAUGUUUGUAUAUAGCAUCGAUGACUGUUAAUACAACCCAUUUUUCAAGGUGCAGUCUGUCUUACUUUUACAUUGUAUUAAUUAACUGAGUUUUGUAUAAUAAGCAUAUCAAGAAUAUCUGUGUAUAUAUUUCCCUUGAAGUCAUGAACUGUAGCUUUCAAUUUUCUCAUGAUUCAUGCCAAAGGCUGUGAUCAACAACCCGUGAUUUGUAUUUAUAUCUGAUAACUAGUGAUUUUCCUCCCCGUUCUGUUUAGUUGCCUCCUAUUUUUGAGUCCCAGGUUUUUUGAUCAUAACUAAAAAUUGUAGUGAUGAAUACAUCACUGGAAUAAUUCCUUAAACUUUAAUUGACUCUGGUCAAGCAUAUUUGUAUCACUAAUACAUGAAUUAUAAACCCACUCUAUCUUCUAUCUGAAAAGUAAACCCUUUUCAACCUGUUUUUCCUAUCUAUACUGAAUACAAUUGCAACAUUUUUUUCAGGUUGACACAAAUAAAACAGUAAA